Molecule: messenger RNA, 3829 nt
Organism: Brienomyrus brachyistius
Lineage: Eukaryota; Metazoa; Chordata; Actinopteri; Osteoglossiformes; Mormyridae
Product: transcription factor AP-4-like
Exons: 7
Coding region: 404-1393 (329 amino acids)
Biological process (GO): regulation of transcription by RNA polymerase II
Cellular component (GO): nucleus
Molecular function (GO): DNA-binding transcription factor activity, RNA polymerase II-specific; RNA polymerase II cis-regulatory region sequence-specific DNA binding; protein dimerization activity
Source: RefSeq, a predicted model, not a curated record
CGUAUGUUUAAAUGACCCUUUGUUUACAUGUAAACCCCUAUAUUCCGAGGAAGGAGGCUGUCGUGUGAUUUCAACCAGCUGUUUCCCGCCGUGAAAGACAUCCGAUCAGCUGCAAAUGCGCGCACACACACAUACACACACACAGACAGGCGUACAUGCAGAUUGGGAGCGGGGGGAGGACGACACACACGGAGAGAGGGAACCCCCAUCAGCUGGAAGCACGGCAUUAUUGCAGCUCUGAGCUCACAGCCCAAUUGCAUGUGAUACGUGAAGGAAAACUACGAAUAUUUUUUAUUUGUUUUGGGGGGGAGGAAAUAAAACAAACACGGGGCGAAUAUAAUUUUGCACGCGGAGAGGAGGAAGAGGUAAAAAGGACGAAGUACCCGAAACUGGACAGAAAAGCAUGGAGUAUUUCAUGGUACCAGGUCAGAAGGUGUCCUUACAGCAUUUCAGGAAAACGGAAAAAGAAGUCAUUGGCGGUCUGUGCAGCCUGGCCAACAUCCCCCUGACCCCUGAGACGGCACGGGACCAGGAGCGUCGUAUCCGGCGGGAGAUCGCCAACAGCAACGAGCGGCGGCGCAUGCAGAGCAUCAACGCAGGCUUCCAGUCGCUGAAGACGCUCAUCCCACACAGCGACGGGGAGAAGCUCAGCAAGGCUGCCAUCCUGCAGCAGACAGCAGAGUACAUUUUCUGUCUGGAGCAGGAGAAAACCCGGCUACUACAGCAGAACAAUCAGCUCAAGCGCUUCAUCCAGGAUUUCAGCGGCUCGUCGCCGAAGCGGAGACGCGCCGAGGAGAAGGAUGAAGGGAUUGGGUCUCCGGAUAUCCUGGAGGAGGAGAAGGUGGAGGACCUGCGUCGGGAGAUGAUCGAGCUCCGGCAGCAGCUGGAUAAAGAGCGCUCGGUGCGCAUGAUGCUCGAGGAGCAGAUCCGCUCCCUGGACGCCCACCUGUACCCGGAGAAGCUGAAGGUGAUCGCUCAGCAGGUGCAGGAGCAGCACGUGCAGACGCAGAUGCUGCUUCGGCUACAGCAGCACCAACAGCAGGAGUCGCCCACGGGGGAGCCGUCUCCACACAGCCCUCAGGUGCUGGGCCCUCUCACCCCCCCGGCCCCCACCCACCACCCAACAGUGAUUGUUCCCGCUCCGGUGCCCCACCACGUUACCGUGGUUACCAUGACCCCCGCCUCCGUCAUCAACACAGUGUCCACGUCACGGCAGAACCUGGACACUAUUGUGCAGGCCAUCCAGCAUAUCGAAGGGACACAAGACAAGGCUGGCAGGGGGGAUGAGGAGCACCGGCGCGCCAUCAUCAUCACUGCAGGACGCGGCCCACCUGACACUGACAGCGAGGGUCCCGAGGACGAGGAAAGGGGGGGGGACAGUCCGCUGCCCUGAGCGUGAACCCAUGACCCCCCCGUGCCCUCAGUGUGCACGGGGGCGGGGGGUCUAAUACAAUCAGCAGACCUUAUCUCAUCCCUACACCAGGCCCAACUCGGUCAAACACAAUCCCAUGAUGCACUGCUGGAGACAGAGCCCCCACCCAAUGACGGGCUGGUGUCACUGUCAUGGACAACACUGCACCGGGGGCCCAGCUUGCCCCCAUCCCUGAAUCAUCUCCAUCUGCAUCUCUCUUAUCUUUUUUUUCCUCCUUCUUCUGGGGGGGGGGAGGCACAGCAGAAUGCUUGUAAAUUUUCUGCAUACUGCGCCACGUGUGUCAGUACAAACCCAUUCAAGCUCUCGAUUCACACCCCCACGUGUCAGACCAAAAAUGCCUGAAUCGCUGUGAUCAAAACGGAGAGUCUUUAGACUGCAAACAGAAGACUCGGGAUCAUCCUGGUGAUGUCACAACCCAAGGAAUGCCCCCCCACCCACACCCUCUGGAACACUUGGCAUCUGUUUGUAGGGCUUUGCUUGGACCCUGGGAUUGGUGCGGCGGCUGAGCUUCAUGAGGUCCCAGUGGAUAACCAGGGCGGCUGGCUUGUUUGUGGACAGUCGCUUGCUCUUGGUCUCCUGGCGAACCUCCACACAGCUAGAUGUUAGGGUUAGGGUUAGGUUUAGGGUUAGAGUUAGCAAGGCAACUUGUCGCAUUUAAGGUGGUCUGAGCGAAAUGUAAGUGAACGAAAAAAAAGCGCAUUCUGAGUGCGGCAUCUUAAAUCCAACAAGUUACAUAGCUGACCAACAAAUCUCGCAGUGUGACGGGGGGGGCUGUGGUGCACUUAACGUAAUGUACUGUGUUUUUCCUUAAAUUGUGCCCCUGACUACCUGCACAUACAUCCAUGCAUCUUAGCCUCCUCACUUUGUGUCACCGGUGACCAGUCGCUCCUGGACACUGCCUGGCUCGUCAUCUCCCUGUAUUUUUCUCCUGCAGAGGCCGCCUGGGGGUGUGGUCUGGCCCCUUGGCAUGUUUAUCUAUGCAUAGGUCCCCAGGAGCCGCCUGUCGGAAGCAUAGACCCCAAAUUGGUCGCUGCGGCGCCCCCCAGAGGUCAGUGAGUGACGCCUGUCAUUUCGGCGGCCGCGUCGGCGUGUCACUGAUCGCGGAUUUCGGAAGAACGUGCCCGUGGUGCGACGUGCGGCCAGAAUGCUGAACAGGCGCCAUGUGACCCCCCCGCCCCCGUCUCCGCCUCAUGGCUGCUCGGACGCCAUUUGAUGCCGACCGGUUUCAGUCGUAUUCACUCGUUUGCUCUUUUUCAGGAAGUCGGACGUGAGUUUAAAGCGCCUGUGAAGUCACGGUGUCCCGUGGUGACUCCCGUAGAGACUCCCGUAGAGACUCCCGUGGUGACUCCCGUAGAGACUCCCGUGGUGACUCCCGUAGAGACUCCCGUGGUGACUCCCGUAGAGACUCCCGUGGUGUCUCCCGUAGAGACUCCCGCGGUGACCUUGCUGUGGGCCUGAGGUCUCUGUUCUCCUAAACAUCCCCCCACGUGGCUUCACAGGGCCGCCAAAUUUAAAAUUAAUUGUACAUUUAUUGGCCAUUUUAAGUGGGAAGCCUCUCUCCAAACCCUCUCUCCAAACCCCCUCCCCUAAGCCCUGUCAGCCAUUACAUACUGUGCUGUACUUUUGUUUUCUCCUUGAGGUCAUUGAGCUGCUCUCGUGACAAAUACUAAAAUCGAUUUAAAUUAUGAAUUUUUUUUUUCUCCAUAAUUUUUUGUUUGAGUUUUGCGCUUCUCUGUGAUGUGAGCUCCGGUAGCCAGUAGGACGGGGGCUAUUUUGACCGAUUUUCCCCCUCCGCCGUCUACUGACUUUUGCCCAAAUAGUUAAUGGUCAUGGGGGUUAUGGGUAAUAAAUACAGUGGAAAUUGGGCAUCGUGAAAACAGAGAGCUGAAGCGCGGCUCUUUGGUCUGGUAUUAACCCAAAAGCCACUUCCUUGGGGAUGCGUUCUAAGAUGGGGGGCAGCUUUUUAAAAUUGUGCUUCUGGAAAUGUGUGCAAAUGACAUCAGAGUUCUGUUGUGGGAAACGGUUGCCAUGGGGAACAUUGACACUGAUGCACUUACUGUACUUUUUUUUUAACCUAUACGGAUCUCUGAUGAUGGUGAUGAUGAUGGUGGUGAUGAAGCUCUUUUUAAGCAAACGCGUUCCGCUCUGUCCGUCCAUCUCCCACGCAGACCCUUCCCACUUUGUUCUCGGUCUGUCUCUCGGCCCUGACUCUGGCUCUUUCCUUCUUACAUAUUGCAUUGGGUGACUUUGGUUUUAUUUUGUAUUUUUUUAUUUGUUUUAUUUUGACUUGUCGGUCCUUGUGGUCUUAAGAAGCUAUUAUAUUUUGUUUAAAAAAAUGGGAAAAAAAGAGGCUCAUGCCUUUGAUAAAGAGUAAUAAAAUUUGUACUUUGUUUUUUA